ACCGCCAACCAAACCAGUGUCAAAAUCCGGGUCGGUCACACAAGUGAGCUAGCUUAACAGCUAUGUCUUCCUUCUGAGCUUCAUCUGACAUUAUACGUUCUACUCCUCUCUACAAACCAUCAAAAACAGAUCAGAGAAGCUGCAACAUGUAUAAAACGAAGCUGCAAGAGCUGUGCCAUCAGAAAGCAUGGCUCCUGCCGGAUUACGCCACCGUAAAAGGAGGACCGGAUCACGAUCCUCGCUUUCAGGCCACCGUCACUGUCAAUGGCCUUUCCUUUCAUUCCCAAUCUCCCGCUAAAUCUUCUAAGCAAGCCCAAAACGAUGCCGCAAAGUUCGCCAUCGAUCACUUCUUUUCCUCUCGCUCCUCUCCUCCUCCUCCUCCUCCUCCUCCUCCUGCUGCUGCUGCUGCUGCUGCUACGCCAGUUCCUUCAAGCGCAACCGCUGAUUUCAGUAGUAAUCUUUCCUCUGGAGGGGCAUUACAAUUUAAGGAGCAAGAAACAAGUCAAAUUCCUGAGGGGAAUGGGCCAGCUACAAUAGCUAAAAACGAGGAAAGAUUCACAGAUAUGCAGCAUUUGUACAAAAAUCAGUUGCAGAGCUAUGCUCAAAAGAGAAAUCUCACUCUCCCCGUGUAUUCUUGUGACCGUGUGGGUCCUCCUCAUGCAAGUCGCUUCAAGUGUAAGGUCACAAUUGGUGGACAAGCCUAUGAGAGUCAGGAGUUCUUUCCCACAUUAAGUAAGGCUGAACAUGCUGCUGCAAGAGCUGCGUUGAUGUCUCUGGCACCAAAUGGAGUUGAAGAUGAUGAAUCUGCUUACAAGAACCUGCUACAAGAACUGGCACAGAAAGAAUGUUAUCCUUUGCCAAGUUACACCACAAUGGUAUCUGGUGAAGCUCAUAGACCAACCUUUGUUUCUACUGUGGAUGUUGAAGGGGAGUUGUUUACAGGGCAAGAAGCAAGAACUAAGAAGCAAGCGGAGUUGAUUGCAGCAAAGGUUGCUUACACAGCUCUUAAACAGCGGAACUCAAGACACAGCCCUAUGGUUUGUAGUUCUGGCAACUCAAGUCAUGGCCCUACAAUUUCCUGCUCUGUGAACUCUAGUCAGAGCCCUGUGCCUUCUUGUUCAGCAAAUUCAAGUCAUAGUGCUCCAUGUUUAACCCUUCCUCAGCAAGGACCUCCAUGUCAAAUCCUUCCUCAGCAAGGACAAAAAGUUGUUCAGUUCACUUCUGGUUUGCGGUCGGAUCUCACUGCUUAUCUUCAACAAAAUGUUCAACCUAGAUUGCCUGGGCACGAUAAAAAAGCUGAAGAGGAUAGAGGAACUGCUGAUAUUGUCAGUUGUGAUCCUCCCGUUGUGUCUCCAGGACUGGAAAGCAGCUCAAUUGUGAAUACAAUUUCAUCCUCACCUGACCCAUCCAAAACUUCUUUGCCUGAAUCCGGCCUUUCGUCAUCCUUAUCACUUCCUCAUUCCUCCAUUAAUUCAGCUGCAACUAUUGAGCAUGCGGUUGGAAUGAAUAUUUCAGACCACAAUAAGGUUAUUGUUCAUCCACGCGGUACAAAAAUGACAUAUCCUCGAGGCAGCAUCGUGUUGUCCAUAAGCAAUGGCGAGUGGGUUGCAGUGCAGGCACCUCAAUCUAGCAAGUAAAAUUUAGUAGAGCCGAAAAGAAGCUGUUCGUGAAUUUGUCAACUUUUGAAGUGUACUUUGGAUACCAACUAAAGUAGCUGAAUGCAUGUGAAGUUCCCGAAUUUUUGUUGGCUAAACUAUAAAGCAAAAAUGCAAGUGCAUCAAGGACCAGAUGAAAAUAAAGGUGUUCAAGAUGUUCUCUUUCAGGUCUUGGUAAGUUUUAUAUUAUGUAUGAAAUAUUGAAUCAAUGAACUUUAUCUCAGCUGAAAUUACGAGAUUAAGCUCAAUUAAUUAGAGUUGAACAUUGAGGGCUGAAAUCCCUAUUGAGACAAAUACACAACACUUUCAAUUUCUCUGUUUCAA
Messenger RNA from Manihot esculenta (cassava), 1979 nucleotides. Its product is annotated as double-stranded RNA-binding protein 1. The record is from RefSeq and is a predicted model, not a curated record. The transcript has 6 exons. NCBI's taxonomy places the organism in Eukaryota, Viridiplantae, Streptophyta, Magnoliopsida, Malpighiales, Euphorbiaceae. The coding region runs from base 147 to 1637 and encodes 496 amino acids.